Molecule: messenger RNA, 792 nt
Organism: Strongylus vulgaris
Lineage: Eukaryota; Metazoa; Nematoda; Chromadorea; Rhabditida; Strongylidae
Source: the annotation of a GenBank genome assembly
AUGAGGCAGCGCGGUAUCUUGGAUCAAAUUUACAUAGGCAACGCUGGAGUAAAAAUUCGAUUAACGAAAAAAGGUAUAAACCAUGUGAAGACCGUCGGUGUUCGUCUGCUAAAUGAACAGAUCUCCCAGCUUUCUGGUUAUUCUACCCAGUUUGCUAUCUCACAACCAGGAAUUGAAGGAUUUGUGAAUUUAAACAACGUUAGAGUGUUGCAGUUCAACCCUCCUCAGGUUUCUGUGGUGAACUUCCUUCCUCCUCGCUAUGUGGUCCUCGGACUAGAGAAUAUGGACAUUUGGUUAAAUGGAGCAUUUUACGGAAAUGGUGGUCCACUCCAAGUCGAAGGAUUCGUUGAUGGCAGCAUUAUCGGCAUGACUGUAGCCCUAACCACAGAGUUCUCAAGCACAGAUGAGGGACUGAUGAGCGUUCAGGUAAUGAAUGCGGUAGAAAAGUACAAAAAUACGGUACAUACCUGCACUGUAGGUUGCAAACUGCUCUACAAUAAUAAGCAGAAGUCAUUUCAACAUCAAUCCUCAAGGACCUAUGGGUCCGCUGGUGAAAACGCUGGAGGUAGCAGUUUUCUCUUUCAUGACACAUCUAUCAUUUAUCUCACCUUGAAUUUUUAUGGCCUAAUCAACGAAGGGAUUCGACAUCGGAUCCCGGGAAUGUUCUGUAAAAAGCUCAAACAUCUCAUCGAAGACAAUUCACCCCGGUUAUUCAAAAAGCUAGUGAGAACUGAGUUCGAAGAGCAUUUUCAAGAGUUUGGACUAAUCGAUAGCCCUGUGAUCAAAAAGUAA